GCUGGCGCCGCUGUGCUGUGAGGUGUGUGGGGCGUCGAGCACCCCCCGACCCCACCUCGGCCGGGUGAGGCGCGGCGGGAUGCAGCGGCGGCCGUGGCGGGGCCGCGGGCCGGGCGGACGGACGCGGUGAUGAGCGUCGGCAGCCGCCGCCAUGUCCAAGGUAACGGCGCCCGGGCCCGGGCCGCCGGCCGCGGCGGCGGCGGCGGCGGGCGGGAAGGAGAAGCGCUCCUUCAGCAAGCGGCUGUUCCGGAGCGGCCGCGCGGGCGGCGGCAGCGGCGGCGGUGGCGGCGGCAGCAGCAGCAGCGCGGGGGGCCCCGGGCCGGCCGCGCCCUCCUCGGCGCGCUCGGUGGGCAGCUUCAUGAGCCGCGUCCUCAAGACGCUGUCCACGCUCUCGCACCUUAGCUCCGAGGGCGCCGCCCCGGACCGCGGCGGCCUCCGCAGCUGCUUCCCGCCGGGGCCGGCCGCCGCGCCCACGCCGCCGCCGUCGUGCCCGCCGCCGCCCGCCUCGCCCGCGCCGCCCGCCUGCGCCUCGGAGCCGGUGCCCGGCGUGGCGGGGCUCCGCAACCACGGCAACACGUGCUUCAUGAACGCCACGCUGCAGUGCCUGAGCAACACCGAGCUCUUCGCCGAGUACCUGGCCCUGGGCCAGUACCGGGCGGGCCGGCCGGAGCCCUCGCCCGACCCCGAGCAGCCGGCGGGCCGCGGCGCGCAGGGCCAGGGCGAGGUCACCGAGCAGCUGGCUCACCUGGUGCGGGCCCUCUGGACCUUGGAGUACACGCCGCAGCACAGCCGCGACUUCAAGAGCAUCGUGUCAAAGAACGCGCUGCAGUAUCGGGGGAAUUCCCAGCACGAUGCCCAGGAGUUUCUGCUGUGGCUUUUGGACCGAGUUCACGAAGACCUCAAUCAUGCAGUGAAGCAGAGCGGCCAGCCCCCCGUGAAGCCACCGUCAGAGACUGAUAUGAUGCCCGAGGGACCAUCAUUUCCUGUCUGCAGCACUUUCGUACAAGAACUUUUUCAAGCCCAGUACAGAUCUUCUUUGACAUGUCCUCAUUGUCAGAAACAGAGCAACACUUUUGACCCUUUCCUCUGCAUUUCGUUGCCAAUUCCUCUGCCACAUACCAGGCCUCUCUAUGUCACUGUAGUGUACCAAGGGAAAUGCUCUCACUGCAUGAGGAUCGGCGUGGCUGUGCCUCUGUCUGGGACUGUCGCCAGACUCCGGGAAGCAGUGUCCAUGGAAACAAAGAUCCCCACUGAUCAGAUUGUGUUAACGGAAAUGUACUAUGAUGGGUUCCAUCGUUCCUUCUGUGAUACAGAUGACCUGGAAACAGUCCAUGAAAGCGACUGCAUUUUUGCCUUUGAGACUCCAGAAAUAUUUAGGCCUGAAGGAAUUCUCAGUCAAAGAGGAAUUCACUUAAACAACAAUCUAAACCACUUGAAAUUUGGCUUGGAUCAUCAUAGACUGUCUUCCCCUACACAAACAGCAGCAAAGCAAGGGAAAAUGGAUUUGCCCAGCACAAGAGCAGGAAGCGACAAGAUUGUUCUGCUGGUGUGUAACCGGGCCUGCACUGGGCAGCAGGGGAAAAGAUUUGGACUGCCUUUCGUGCUGCACCUGGAGAAGACAGUAGCAUGGGACCUUCUGCAGAAGGAAAUCCUGGAGAAGAUGAAGUAUUUCUUGAGGCCCACAGUUUGCAUUCAGGUGUGUCCGUUCAGUCUGCGUGUGGUCAGCGUCGUGGGAAUAACAUACUUGCUGCCCCAGGAGGAACAGCCCCUGUGCCACCCGACGGUAGAAAGGGCAUUAAAAUCUUGUGGACCAGGUGGUACUGCUCAUGUGAAAUUAGUCGUAGAAUGGGACAAAGAGACAAAAGAUUUCUUGUUUGUGAACACUGAAGACGAGUAUAUCCCCGAUGCAGAAAGUGUCCGUCUGCAAAAGGAGCGUCAUCAUCAGCCUCAGACCUGCACUUUAUCCCAGUGUUUCCAACUCUACACCAAAGAGGAGCGGCUUGCCCCAGAUGACGCCUGGCGGUGCCCACACUGCAAGCAGCUGCAGCAGGGGAGCAUCACGUUGAGCCUGUGGACCCUGCCCGACGUGCUCAUUAUACACCUCAAGAGGUUUCGGCAGGAAGGAGACAGACGUAUGAAACUGCAGAACAUGGUCAAGUUCCCUUUGACUGGCCUGGACAUGACACCUCAUGUGGUUAAGAGAAGCCAGAGCAGCUGGAGUUUGCCAUCCCACUGGUCCCCGUGGAGACGGCCCUAUGGACUCGGGAGGGACCCUGAGGACUACAUCUAUGACCUGUAUGCUGUGUGCAAUCAUCAUGGCACCAUGCAAGGGGGGCACUACACAGCGUACUGUAAAAACUCCGUGGACGGCCUCUGGUACUGCUUCGACGACAGCGACGUGCAGCAGCUGUCGGAAGACGAGGUCUGCACGCAGACAGCCUACAUCCUUUUCUACCAGAGGCGGACAGCGAUCCCGUCGUGGUCGGCCAACAGCUCGGUGGCAGGCUCCACAAGUUCUUCUCUGUGUGAACACUGGGUGAGCCGACUCCCGGGGAGCAAGCAAGCCAGCGUGACCUCUGCGGCCUCCUCCAGACGCACUUCCCUGGCCUCGCUCUCCGAGUCUGUAGAGAUGACCGGGGAAAGGAGCGAAGAUGAUGGAGGCUUUUCUACUCGGCCAUUCGUGAGAAGUGUCCAGCGGCAGAGCUUGUCAUCCAGGUCCUCUGUGACCAGCCCCUUGGCCGUCAACGAAAACUGCCUGAGACCUUCUUGGUCGCUGUCUGCCAAGCUGCAGAUGCGCUCCAACUCUCCUUCCCGCUUCUCGGGGGACUCUCCGAUCCACAGCUCGGCCUCCACCUUGGAGAAGAUCGGGGAGGCGGCGGAUGACAAGGUCUCCAUCUCUUGCUUCGGUAGCUUGAGGAACCUGGCUAGCAGUUACCAGGAGCCCAGCGACAGUCCCAGCCGGCGCGAGCACAGGGCUGUGGGCCGAGCCCCUCUGGCAGUCAUGGAAGGUGUGUUCAGAGAUGAGUCAGACACGCGCAGAUCCAGCUCUGGUGUUGCGGAUCCACAGGGCAAAAACUCAGCACAAGGGCAGCGCCUGCCCCCCAUCUCUGAUCCAUUUGAUAACAACAACCAGAUUGCUUACGUGGACCAGAGCGAUUCCGUGGACAGCUCUCCAGUCAAAGAGGCAAAAGCCCCGAGCCAGCCGAGCUCCCUCACAAAGAAACCAGAGAGCACAACCAAGAGAUCCCCUGGCCCCAGAGGCACUUGUGAGCCGGAUAAGAGCUUGCGGAAGGGGAGGCCAGCCUUGGCGAGCCAGGACUCGUCUCUUUCUAGCACGUCCCCUUCUUCUCCUGUUCCCGUCCAGGUGUCUCGAAAGCCCUCCCGUUCCCGGAGCAAAGCCGAGUCUUCUGCCAGGGCCAGUGGAAGGCAUUCGGCCCCCACCCCCGCCCAGCCCAAGAAGGAGUCGUCACCCAAGUCCCAGGACUCUGUGUCCUCUCCCUCUCCGCAGAAGCAGAAGUUGGCUUCUGCCCUCGCUCACACCGCUUCCUCGACAUCGGCCAGAAAAGCUUCCGGCCCCGCAGCCAGAGGCCCCUUCCCCGCCGGGCAGAGCAGGACUCAGGAGCGCAGCCUGAGUCGUGAGGCUUCCAGACAGAGCCUGGGUUCUGACCGAGGCAGCGUCACCUCCACCUCCAAGCCCAGCUCCCCCCGGGUGAGCCAGGCCCGAGCUGGGGAGGGCAGGGGUGACGGCAAGCACGUCCGGAGCUCCUCCAUGGCCAGCCUGCGCUCCCCCAGCACGAGCGCGAGGUCGGCUCUGAAGAGGGACAGCAAGUCCGAGGACAAGGGGCUGUCCUUCUUCAAGUCCGCCUUGAGACAGAAGGAGACCCGGCGCUCCACGGACCUCGGCAAGACAGCCUUGCUCUCCAGAAAAGCCGGCGGGGGCUCCGCCAAGUCGGGCUGUAAGAACAGCGCGGAUGAGAAGGCAGAGCGAGGCCUCCGGCCGCCCGGCUCCCAGCAGCCACAGGCCACACAGGCCACUGUGCUCGGGAAAGAGCCGCUCGUCCCCAAGGACCCCGCCUCCGCUAAACAUUCCCUGCUGUCCGCUCGCAGAUCCAAGUCUUCCCCGCUCGACUCCGGAGCGCCCUCGUCUCCUGGCGGCAGGCAGCCUGCCGAGAAAGCCUCCAGAAAGUCAUCGAGCACCCCUGCACGGCCGUCCCAGAGACCUCAGUGAGGUCGCUGCACACCGAGCGAGCGAGCGAGCGAGCGAGCCAGCGUCUCCUCUGUAAAGAUGUUUAUUUAUUUGGAACCCUGCCCCUCCCACCAAAGCCCGCUCUGCUUUUGUUUUGUAUUUUUCGGGUCACAUGGCUGACUGCGGGUAUGUUUGGGUGGGCGUGGGUGUGUGUGUGUGUGUGUGUGUGUGUGUAGGUGUGUGUGUAUGUGAGAUAGAAUUCAAUUGCAAAUUGUUAAAAGCGUCGCCUUAUUCUGCCAUUGAACCAAAUAACAGCCAUAGGCAAAG
This is a messenger RNA of Oryctolagus cuniculus (rabbit), 4513 nucleotides long. It is a transcript of the gene USP31, whose product is annotated as ubiquitin specific peptidase 31. The record is from RefSeq and is a predicted model, not a curated record. NCBI's taxonomy places the organism in Eukaryota, Metazoa, Chordata, Mammalia, Lagomorpha, Leporidae. Gene Ontology annotation, biological process: protein deubiquitination. Gene Ontology annotation, molecular function: cysteine-type deubiquitinase activity.